AUGACAAUACACCAGUUUUUGAGACUGAUUCUACUCUGCGUAUGCCUGCCACAUUUCUGUUCUCCAGAGAUAACAUUCAGAAGGACUCCUGUGCCUCAACAAAGGAUUUUAGGUGCACGAGUGUCAAGAAGUGAUGGCAAAAUUCUGCAUCGUCAAAAACGUGGUUGGAUGUGGAAUCAGUUUUUCUUACUGGAGGAAUAUACAGGAUCUGAUUAUCAAUAUGUAGGCAAGCUUCAUUCAGACCAAGAUAAAGGAGAUGGAUCACUCAAAUAUAUUUUAUCUGGAGAUGGAGCUGGAACUCUUUUUAUUAUUGAUGAAAAAACAGGUGAUAUUCAUGCCACAAGAAGAAUUGAUAGGGAGGAAAAGGCCUUUUACACUCUACGUGCACAAGCAAUUAACAGAAGAACUCUGCGGCCAGUGGAGCCAGAAUCUGAAUUUGUGAUAAAAAUCCAUGAUAUCAAUGACAAUGAACCAACAUUUCCAGAAGAAAUUUACACAGCUAGUGUUCCUGAAAUGUCUGUUGUAGGUACUUCUGUGGUGCAAGUCACAGCUACAGAUGCCGAUGACCCUUCCUACGGGAACAGCGCCAGAGUCAUUUACAGCAUACUUCAAGGGCAGCCCUAUUUCUCUGUGGAGCCGGAAACAGGUAUCAUCAGAACUGCUUUACCAAAUAUGAACAGAGAAAACAGAGAACAAUACCAGGUGGUCAUCCAAGCCAAAGACAUGGGUGGCCAGAUGGGAGGUUUGUCUGGGACCACCACAGUGAACAUCACACUGACAGACGUCAAUGACAAUCCACCUCGCUUCCCACAGAACACCAUUCAUCUUCGGGUUCUUGAGUCUUCCCCAGUCGGCACAGCUGUUGGAAGUGUGAAAGCAACCGAUGCCGACACUGGGAAAAAUGCUGAAGUGGAAUACCGAAUUAUUGAUGGUGAUGGGACUGAUAUGUUUGACAUUAUAACUGAGAAGGACACCCAGGAAGGCAUCAUAACUGUGAAAAAGCCACUUGACUAUGAGAGCCGGAGACUUUACACUCUGAAGGUUGAAGCAGAAAAUACCCAUGUGGACCCACGUUUUUAUUAUCUAGGACCAUUCAAAGAUACCACAAUUGUGAAAAUCUCUAUAGAAGAUGUAGAUGAACCUCCUGUUUUCAGCAGGUCCUCCUACCUCUUUGAGGUUCAUGAAGAUAUUGAAGUGGGCACAAUAAUCGGGACUGUAAUGGCAAGGGAUCCAGACUCUGCUUCCAGCCCCAUUAGAUUUUCUUUGGAUCGCCAUACUGACCUCGAUCGGAUAUUUAACAUACAUUCUGGAAAUGGAUCACUUUACACAUCAAAACCACUUGACCGUGAACUAUCUCAAUGGCACAAUCUUACUGUCAUAGCUGCUGAAAUCAACAAUCCCAAAGAGACAACUCGUGUAGCUGUUUUUGUGAGAAUUUUGGAUGUUAAUGACAAUGCCCCACAAUUUGCUGUGUUCUAUGACACUUUUGUAUGUGAAAAUGCCAGACCAGGACAGGUGAGCAACCAGCUAAUACAGACUAUAAGUGCAGUAGACAAAGAUGAUCCUUUAGGUGGUCAGAAAUUUUUCUUCAGUUUAGCUGCUGUCAAUCCAAACUUUACAGUACAGGAUAAUGAAGAUAACACUGCCAGAAUUUUAACUCGAAAAAAUGGCUUCAAUAGACAUGAAAUAAGUACCUAUCUCUUGCCUGUGGUGAUCUCAGACAAUGAUUACCCAAUUCAGAGCAGCACAGGCACACUGACCAUCAGAGUAUGUGCCUGUGACAGCCAAGGCAACAUGCAGUCCUGCAAUGCAGAAGCCCUGCUCCUCCCUGCUGGUCUCAGCACUGGGGCCUUGAUCGCCAUUCUCCUCUGCAUCAUUAUUCUGCUGGUUAUAGUAGUACUGUUUGCAGCUCUAAAGAGACAGCGGAAGAAGGAACCUCUGAUCUUGUCCAAGGAGGACAUCAGGGACAACAUCGUGAGCUACAAUGAUGAAGGUGGUGGCGAGGAGGACACCCAGGCCUUUGACAUUGGCACGCUGAGGAAUCCUGCAGCGAUCGAGGAAAAGAAGCUGCGGCGAGACAUCAUGCCAGAAGCGCUCUUUAUCCCCCGCAGGACUCCCACGGCGCCUGACAACACGGAUGUGCGGGAUUUCAUCGCCGAGAGGCUCAAGGAGCAUGACCUGGACCCCACCGCGCCACCCUACGACUCCCUGGCCACCUACGCCUAUGAGGGCAACGACUCGGUGGCUGAGUCGCUGAGCUCCCUGGAGUCAGGCACCACCGAAGGAGACCAGAAUUAUGAUUACCUCCGGGAGUGGGGCCCCAGGUUUAACAAGCUCGCGGAGAUGUACGGCGGUGGGGACAGUGACAAAGACUCCUAA
This is a messenger RNA of Marmota flaviventris (yellow-bellied marmot), 2379 nucleotides long. Its product is annotated as cadherin-10. Gene Ontology annotation, cellular component: catenin complex; plasma membrane; adherens junction. Gene Ontology annotation, molecular function: calcium ion binding; beta-catenin binding; cadherin binding. The record is from RefSeq and is a predicted model, not a curated record. NCBI's taxonomy places the organism in Eukaryota, Metazoa, Chordata, Mammalia, Rodentia, Sciuridae. Gene Ontology annotation, biological process: calcium-dependent cell-cell adhesion; synaptic membrane adhesion; cell-cell junction assembly.